This is a messenger RNA of Rhinopithecus roxellana (golden snub-nosed monkey), 420 nucleotides long. Its product is annotated as membrane-spanning 4-domains subfamily A member 5-like. The record is from RefSeq and is a predicted model, not a curated record. Lineage: Eukaryota; Metazoa; Chordata; Mammalia; Primates; Cercopithecidae. Gene Ontology annotation, cellular component: plasma membrane. The transcript has 5 exons. Gene Ontology annotation, biological process: cell surface receptor signaling pathway. Bases 1 to 420 code for a protein of 139 amino acids.
AUGCCACGAACUCGUCUGUGGAUAAGAGAGGAAACAAGAAUGUUGGGGGCCAUACAAAUAAUGACUGGCAUACUUCUUGAUUGCCUGGGACUGCUCUGGAUGUAUUUGUUAUUCACACAAAUUGUUGCAUUUGGAGCCACAUAUACUCCUAUUGCAUUACUAACAGCAUACCCAUUUUGGUCAUCCUGGCUUUUUAUCUUCUCAGGAGCCUUUACAGUAUUGUUAGAAAAGAGACGUUCACCAUUCUUGGUGUCUUACGCUUUAGUAGUAAACAUCAUAAGUGCCUGUAUUUCAGUGAUUGGUCUGCUUUUACUAUCAAUUGAGUUUAUAAAAUAUAGUAAAAGUUCAAAAAAUCCUCUUUGGCCACAUGUAAGUACCAGAAAACUGGUAAACUCCUUUCGGAAUAUCUGUUCAUAUUAA